This is a messenger RNA of Diversispora eburnea, 204 nucleotides long. Lineage: Eukaryota; Fungi; Glomeromycota; Glomeromycetes; Diversisporales; Diversisporaceae. The record is from the annotation of a GenBank genome assembly.
AUGGCAGCUGAGAGCGCUUCAUCACACCAGUCAUCUGAAUCUAAACAGGAUGGUCGAUCAGGACAAGAUUCUGAUAAAAAUGAUAUAAUGAUUAAAAAAGAAGAAAUUGCUAAUGUCUCCACGACUCUUAGUAAUCAUAAGCAUGAAGAAGGGAACUUAACCGUCACGAUGACCUCCUCUAAACCGUUUUUGGAAGAAGAAUAA